AUGGAGGAUCUGCUGAGCAACGACUACGACAACCGCCACCGGGCAUUUUUGCAAGCUCUCCUGGCACGGGGCACGGUGACGUUUGAAGAGUCGCAGACCAUCCUCGCCGCCAUCUUCAACGCCGCGACCGGCGGGGACGGCAAUGUACGCCCCGACCAGGUAAGCGAGGAGGACUUUCUGGCGUACAUCGAGGCGGCCUCGGAUGCGGCCUCUCUAUUCGACUAUGAGAUCCGCAGCACGGUGCAUCAACUCACCAAGCAACGCAUCUACGCGCUCGUAAACACGACGUCGGACCCCCAGACCCAGCUGGCUACGACCUUUAGCCCCGAGGAGCUGGCCUUCAUCAAGCGAGCCCUGGACGGCAUGUUUGACAAGUUCAACAGGCCCCGCAUGGAGGUGCUCGCCAUGACCGAGAUGCAGGCAAUCAAGUUUGCCAGGCCGAACCGGAGGCAGAGUCAGGGAGACGCAGCCGAAGCGUCGCAAGUGUCGAGCGACAAGGGCCUGAAGCACAGCGAGGUGGAAACCAUCCUCGCCAACCUCGUCGACGGAGGAUGGUUCGAGAAGAGCAAGAGCGGCUUUUAUUCCGUCACCCCGCGAGCCCUGCUGGAGCUGCGGCCGUGGCUGAUGAACAUGUACAACGACCCGGACGCCGGGCCCGACGAGUGGCAGCGCAUCAAGUUCUGCGAGGCCUGCAAGGAUAUUGUUACGACGGGACUUCGCUGCUCGGAGCCCAGCUGCACCCUGCGGCUUCACGACAUCUGCCAGGAAGCCUUCUGGCGAGCACGCAGGACAAAAGAAUGCCCCCACUGCUCCCGGGAAUGGACGGGCUUGAACUAUGUCGGCGAACGAGCCGUCACCAUGACAGAGGCGUACCAAAGGGGCCGCAGACGGAGCGGCGGCAAGAGGAGCACGCUGGCAGACGAUGUCAUACGACAAGAGGGCAUGGAGGAGGACCGGAGUGACGGCGAGCGAGACGAGGGUGGCGAGUGA
Messenger RNA from Hirsutella rhossiliensis, 990 nucleotides. RefSeq names its product nse1 non-SMC component of SMC5-6 complex domain-containing protein. The transcript has a single exon. Gene Ontology annotation, cellular component: nucleus; Smc5-Smc6 complex. The record is from RefSeq and is a predicted model, not a curated record. Gene Ontology annotation, molecular function: ubiquitin-protein transferase activity. NCBI's taxonomy places the organism in Eukaryota, Fungi, Ascomycota, Sordariomycetes, Hypocreales, Ophiocordycipitaceae. Gene Ontology annotation, biological process: double-strand break repair via homologous recombination; DNA damage tolerance. The coding region runs from base 1 to 990 and encodes 329 amino acids.